Molecule: messenger RNA, 1288 nt
Organism: Ascoidea rubescens DSM 1968
Lineage: Eukaryota; Fungi; Ascomycota; Saccharomycetes; Ascoideales; Ascoideaceae
Exons: 2
Coding region: 97-1248 (383 amino acids)
Source: RefSeq, a predicted model, not a curated record
GUUCCUUAAGGUUCGGUUUUGCUGGUGGUGUUUUUUAGUGAGAAUGAGGUUAACUUCUGGCUGGAAUCAGUUUAAAUAGGUAUCACUUAUUUUAUUAUGGAUCCUUUGAAUCCAUCUUUAUUGUCACCUUUGAAACAAUUGCAGCUGCCCCCAAAGAUUGAACGAGCAAAAGUCCCCAUAUACAAAUCAAAGACCCUCGAUACUUUACCCUCCUAUCAGAAAACCCUGAACUCUUUUGAAACCAAUAACAACAACAACGAUGAUCUUUCAAUCAAUACCAACACCAAUAACCCCAGUAAUCAUAGUCUCAGCGAUGUCUUUAGAUCAAAUACUUCCUAUAAUAGCCACAUCAAAAAGCUGAGUAGUUCCACUCAGCCCGAAUCAAAUACAAUCAGUAAAGAGGAACUACCCGAACGACCAAAGCUAAUCAGAAGAUCAUCUAUGAAAACUCCUGGAAGAUCCAGGAGAAAUUCAUCUGUAGAUUCCUCAAGAAGAGUUAGUUUCAAUCCCACUGUUGAUAUCAACAAAUUUGAUAAUAAACAGCCUCCAAUACUCAACAAAUUAGAAACUGAAAAAAUCAAAAGAAGUGAAAGCGCUCAAAAUUUAAGAAUAAGCAAUUAUUUAAAUGGUAUAUUUCCUGAUAGUGUAAGUAAUUCACUUAACGAUAGCAACGAUAAUAACGAUUUCGAAGUUCAGAUUAUUAAUAAAUCUGAUAAAGGCGAUCCAUUUUCAAUUCAAAAUAACAGAAAUGCUGUCUUGUUUAACGGUACAGAUCCAAAUCAAAUUAGAGACACCGACAAUUCUCACCAAAAUAUGUUCAAAAUUGAUAACAGUUUAAAUUCAAAUGGCAAUAGAAGAAAAAACGAUAAUUCUAUUACUCAUAAAAAAUUAAGAAAAAAGAAAAAUUCUGGCUCCAGGCAUAAAAGAGAAUCUAGCAAAAACCUUGUGUACUCAACGGAAAAAUUGAAAAAAAAGGCCUUAAGACUAAAUAAACCAAAUACUGGUGAUAACCCAGAAUUGAUCAAAAUUUUAAUGAUUCUAUCCUAUGUUUGUUUUUCAAAUGAUUAUACAAAUGAAAACUUUCUUCAAAAUUAUCCCAAAUAUUACCAUUCAAUUACUUUCGAUAAUAGAUACGAAAGAGCAAGGCAUGUGAGAAAUAUCUCAAGUUUUUAUUCAUUUAUCUUAAUUGUUUUGGUCAUUUUAAUUAUUUCAGUUCCAAGCUUUAUCUUUUUGGAACUUUUUGUUUAAUUUUUUUUUCUUUCCUUCUUUUCUUCUUUGUUUCAAUGUC